AAUCAGGACAUGGUUCGGCCCGCGAGCUAAAUGCAACCACACUGAAAACGAGCAUCACAGAUACUCAGAUAGCCACACGGCUACACAGGGCAUUGAGUUAAUAAGGCAUCUGGACAAGCACUCAUCUUAACAGGGAGUGUCGAAAGUGGGGGAAGAAGACAAUUGCGUCAUCCGAUCCACUUCCGAGGGAAUCAGGGGCAGGAUGCCAUCAUCUGCGCAAUAUUUACCCUUCUACCUGGCGAGUCGGAGGACGGUGUUUCCAACCACGGAACUAUGCAUCAGUAAUAGUAUCAGACAUCUCGCCUACCUCCGAACGAGCCGAAGGAACAGCUAUCUGGGCAGACACGGCAUUAGCAACUGGGCAGCUCCCCCUAUAUCUAACCAGUGCUCGCACACCAGGCCACCCCUCAAGGUUGCUCCAUCUCGCUCCGUGCCCCUCCCGCUUUCAAUACGCAUCCAUUCGAGAACACUGUCGUCCUCCACCAAGCCAAACCAAACACCAUCAAGCGAAAUGGCUGAGCCUACGGGUCUCAUCACCACAUCCGGCAUCGAGCUCUUGACAUGGGGAACGCCCAAUGGCCACAAGAUCUCAAUCCUCCUGGAAGAGCUUAAAGAGGCCUAUGGCACAGAGUACACGGUCCAGGCAGUCGACAUCAUGAAGAACACGCAGAAGCAACCAUGGUACACUGCGCUCAGCCCCAACGGGCGCAUUCCCACCAUUGUCGACCACAACCGCGGCGGCUUCGCCGUGUUUGAGGGCCUCGCCAUCCUGUCCUACCUCGCGCGCCACUAUGACCCAGAGCACAAGUUCAGCUUCCCCGUCGACUCGGACGACUAUUCCGUUGCGGAGCAGUGGAUGGCCUGGCAGCACGGCGGUGUCGGUCCUAUGCAAGGCCAAGCAAACCACUUCCUCCACGCGGCGCCCGAAAAGAUCCCCUACGGCGCCCAGCGCUACGUAGGCGAGACUGAGCGACUGUACGGCGUCCUUGACGCGCGGCUCGCGGGCGGGCGCGAGUAUGUCGCCGGUCCGGGGCCCAAGGGGAAGUACAGCAUCGCCGACAUGAGCUUGUUCGGGUGGGUCAACGUCAGCACUUGGGGCGGCAUCGACCUGGCCAACUUUCCCAACGUCAAGGCCUGGCAUGAGAGGAUCCUGGCGCGCCCGGCCGUGCAGCGGGGUCUGACUGUGCCCGGGGGUGCGCCGAGCCGGGUUUCGAAUAGUGAGUUGCAGAGGAGGGUGACGGAGGGUGAUGAGGAUGCCAAGAAGCAGCUUGAGGAGGAUCGGAAGUUUAUAGAUGCGGCCAAGGAGAAGUAUGGGUACAAGUACUCUUCUCCCUGAGUAUUUGAGGGUAUUUGGUAUGGAGAACAGGGCGCGUGCCACUACAUGUACAUGCCAGACAUUGUGUCGAUAUAGGGAUCUACCGUUCUUCGCGGUUCGCCAAGACCUACCCCUUGCCUUAGCUACUAUGAAGACUGUAAGAUCCAGUACGGCAUGAUCCCUCUAUCCAUCAACUAUGGGAAUGUUGGCCUAGC
Molecule: messenger RNA, 1530 nt
Organism: Canariomyces notabilis
Lineage: Eukaryota; Fungi; Ascomycota; Sordariomycetes; Sordariales; Chaetomiaceae
Product: glutathione S-transferase
Exons: 3
Coding region: 203-1336 (377 amino acids)
Source: RefSeq, a predicted model, not a curated record